GCAAAAAAAAGGUUUUUUUCCCAGAGUAAAAUUUUAGGCCAAAAUAGAUGUGACUGGUUAAAAAAAUAUAACGGUUUGAGAAUACAAUGAGUGGACAUUGCUUUAGCUGUACCGACAAGUUUGGAAUAUUCAAGAGAGAGCAUGGCUGCAAGAGCUGUGGUUAUGCCUUCUGCAGUAAGUGUGUGAGUAACUCAAUAGUGCUGCCAAACCAAGGCACGAAGGAACAACAUGUGUGCAACAAGUGCUACCAGCGGCUCACAGCCCCACCUGUUACAAGCACGGACCAGGGGAAAAACAAGCACAUGAUGGAACCACCUGAAAAUUUCAAGAAGAGGAUAGCCGUCCUUGCUUCCAAGAACCAAAUGGGAACACAGGCUUCAGCUACCUCAACCUCUUUCUCUGUGAAUUCAAGGAAGAGGGGUCUUGUGAGAUCACAGGACGUGGAAAUCGCCGACAGACUAGAGAGACUCAAAGAAGACAGGAAAAAAGCAAGAGGUCGUACUCUAUCAACCGAAGAGAUAGAGGAUAGACUGCAGAGGUUGAAAGGAAAUGACCCUCAUUCUGCAUCAAGCACUGCUUCUUCAGUACCACCCCAUCAAGCUCCCGAUCAGCGCACACAGUUUGAGCAAACCAAAGACUUGAUGGAGCAGAUGAAGGAAGAGGCAGCCAUAGAUGCUAAGAGGGAAGGCAUGGAAAUAUCAGAGGAAUCUGCAGGUGGUGGAGGAACGAGCAGUGAGCAAAAUUUUGAGGAGGAGAUGAUGAAGCUGAUGCAAGACGCCCAGGAGGAGUUGAAGAAAGACGAGGAGGGUUUGAAACGAGAUGCAGAGUUAGCAGUGAGACUCGCCAAACUCAACACUAAAACAUCAGGUGGAGAUGGACCUAAAGGAGGUGAAGGUGCGGGCGUUGAUGAUGAAGAGGAAGAUGAAGAAGCUGCAACUCAACGACUUAUUAAACAGCUUUUAGAGGAGGACAAGUUAGAAGCAAGAAUGGGUGCAACUGGUUACUCGGCACAAGAUCCUCAGUCUCAGCCACUUCCUGCACAAAAGCCAUCAGGUGCUGAAGUUACCUCAGACCCAGACGAGCUCCCAUGGUGUUGUAUCUGCAAUGAGGAUGCCUCACUAAGAUGCCAUGGAUGUGAUGAGGACCUGUACUGCUCACGAUGCUUCAAAGAGGGUCAUGAUGGCUACGAUUUAAAAGACCACAGAACGUCGAAUUUCAGACCAAAAGCUGGCCGAAAGUGAUGACUUCAAAUUCUCAAGUAUAAACAAAAUAUCAACUUGUUUAUUCAUAAAGUGGCCUUGUGCAUUCCAUGGCAUGUCCUGGCAGCCAAAAUACUACACUGUUGAUAUAAGUUUAUUGACAUACUUUCAAUGUAAUUUCAGUUAUUGUAAAAACAAAACCAGGUUAAGCCCGGUUCAUUUCAGUUGUGUUCAACUCCUGCGAAACAUUUGCUGAGAAAACAGCCAUGUGACGUCAAAAUACGCUCGCAUUUGCAGUAAGUAUGAACCGGGCUAUACUUUGAUAUACAAACUCUUGGUAAAUUUGGCAUAAACUAUAGUGCUGGCUGCCCAGACCAAGAGCCGUGGUUGGUCAUAAUUUAGAGCUGGGGAAACGUUGUUGAGCUAGUGCUUUGGCCCAAUAUCAUAAAGCUGUCAAGCAGAAAAUUAAUUUCUUGGCUGAGCAAAAAAAUUACCGUUAACAGUUGCAAAAAUGACAACUGUAUUGCAUAACCUAGAUUUCCUAAGUCAGUACAUUCAUGGCAGUGCUCUCAGGUAUCCAUUAACUCCUUGCCAGUAAACACAAGUGUCAUGACUUGGGUUCGAACCCACUGAAAACUCACCCAUCAGAACUGAGUUUGAUGCUUGGAACUCAAUAUAAUGCAAUAUCAAUUAUAACUGUAAGUGAAUGGAACAAGUAAGAUAUUUCAAAGUAAAGAAACUGGAUGUUUUUUUCUGUGAAAUUUUAUUUUAACAUUUGCAAGCCAUGUUUACAAAAAUGAAAUAGCGAUGGAUAUAUGGCUUCUCAUUGCCUCUAACUGUACAUACAGCGAUGUUGGACUUAAAGAUACUGGACACUAUUGGUAAUUGUCAAAGACUAGCCUUCACAGUUGCUGUAUCUCAACAUAUGCAUAAA
Molecule: messenger RNA, 2133 nt
Organism: Asterias rubens (European starfish)
Lineage: Eukaryota; Metazoa; Echinodermata; Asteroidea; Forcipulatida; Asteriidae
Product: abscission/NoCut checkpoint regulator-like
Exons: 10
Coding region: 87-1241 (384 amino acids)
Biological process (GO): abscission; mitotic cytokinesis checkpoint signaling
Cellular component (GO): cleavage furrow; centrosome; midbody
Molecular function (GO): metal ion binding; phosphatidylinositol-3-phosphate binding
Source: RefSeq, a predicted model, not a curated record